ACCCCACCCCCCGCACCACUUCCGGCAGGCGCUGCGCUGCUGGGGGGCGCGGGUGAGGAUGGCGGCGGAGAACCAGGCCAGUCAGGAGAGCGCUCUGGGCGCCUACUCGCCGGUGGACUACAUGAGCAUCACCAGCUUCCCGCGGCUGCCGGAGGAUGAGCCGGCUCCCGCGGCCCCUCUAAGGGGCCGCAAGGACGAGGACGCCUUCUUGGGAGACCCCGAUACAGACCCGGACUCCUUCCUGAAGUCCGCGCGCCUGCAGCGGCUGCCCUCGUCCUCCUCGGAGAUGGGGAGCCAGGACGGGUCGCCUUUGCGCGAGACCCGCAAAGACCCGUUCUCCGCCGCGGCCGCCGAGUGCUCCUGCCGCCAGGAUGGGCUCACGGUCAUCGUUACGGCCUGCCUCACCUUUGCCACGGGCGUCACCGUGGCGCUCAUCAUGCAGAUCUACUUCGGGGACCCUCAGAUCUUCCACCAGGGCGCCGUGGUGACUGAUGCUGCCCGUUGUACCUCACUGGGCAUCGAGGUGCUCAGUAAACAGGGAUCUUCUGUGGACGCAGCUGUGGCAGCGGCCCUGUGUUUGGGAAUCGUGGCUCCUCACAGUUCUGGCCUGGGCGGCGGGGGUGUGAUGCUGGUACAUGACAUCCGACGCAACGAGAGCCACCUAAUUGAUUUCCGGGAGUCUGCACCAGGGGCCCUCCGGGAAGAGGCCCUGCAGAGAUCCUGGGAAACCAAGCCUGGGCUCUUGGUGGGGGUUCCCGGAAUGGUGAAGGGGCUACAUGAAGCUCACCAGCUCUAUGGCAGGCUGCCAUGGUACCAAGUCCUGGCCUUUGCAGCAGCUGUGGCCCAAGAUGGCUUCAACGUAACCCAUGAUCUAGCACGUGCCCUGUCAGAACAGCUGCCGCCCGAUGCAUCUGAGCACUUUCAUGAGACGUUCCUGCCAUCGGGCCGCCCACCACUACCUGGCUCACUGAUGCAACGGCCUGACCUGGCCAUGGUGCUGGAUGUACUUGGCACCUACGGCCCCGCUGCCUUCUAUGCUGGUGGUAACCUCACGCUGGAGAUGGUUGCCGAGGCUCAGCAUGCAGGGGGUGUCAUAACUGAGGAGGACUUCAGCAACUACAGUGCCCUCGUGGAGAAGCCUGUGUGUGGCGUGUACAGAGGCCACCUGGUUCUCAGCCCCCCACCCCCGCACACAGGCCCUGCCCUCAUCAGCGCUCUCAACAUCCUCGAGGGCUUCAACCUCACCAGCCUGGUCUCCCGGGAGCAGGCUCUUCACUGGGUGGCAGAGACCCUGAAGAUUGCACUAGCCCUGGCCAGCAGACUGGGAGACCCCAUCUAUGAUUCUACCAUCAUUGAGAGCAUGGAUGACAUGCUAAGCAAGGUAGAGGCUGCCUACCUGCGGGGCCACAUCAAUGACUCCCAGGCAGCCCCUGCCCCCCUCCUGCCUGUUUACGAGCUGGAUGGGGCUCCCACGGCUGCCCAGGUGCUGGUCAUGGGCCCUGACGACUUCAUUGUGGCCAUGGUCAGCUCCCUGAACCGGCCCUUUGGCAGUGGCCUCAUCACCCCCUCGGGGAUCCUACUCAACAGCCAGAUGCUGGACUUCUCCUGGCCCAACAGGACUGCUAACCACUCUGCACCCAGCCUGGAGAAUUCGGUGCAGCCGGGGAAGCGGCCACUGUCUUUUCUGCUGCCCACUGUGGUCCGGCCAGCAGAGGGGCUCUGUGGGACCUACCUCGCCCUGGGGGCCAAUGGAGCUGCCCGGGGCCUCAGCGGCCUCACCCAGGUUCUGCUGAAUGUCCUGACCUUGAACCGGAACCUGAGUGACAGCCUGGCCCAUGGUCGCCUACACCCGGACCUGCAGUCCAACCUCCUACAGGUGGACAGUGAGUUCACAGAGGAAGAGAUUGAGUUCCUGGAAGCGAGGGGUCACCACGUGGAGAAGGUAGAUGUCUUAUCCUGGGUCCAUGGCAGCCGGAGAACCAACAACUUCAUCAUCGGUGUGAAGGACCCUCGGAGUCCAGACGCAGCUGGAGCCACCAUCCUGUAGAGCAGCAGGGUGGGGUGGGGGUCUCUGCUCCCCUCACCUUUGCAUGUUCCUUCUCCCAAGUUUGGUCUUAGGAGGACCCCAGGGAUGCCCCAGAUCAGGGGCCAGAGGGGAUGCUUAUCAAACCCUUCCCCAGAGUAACUGGAAAAUUCUCCAUCCAGAGGCCUUGGUGGUGAUGGUGGUGGUGGUGGUGGUGGUGGUGGUGAGUGUCAGUGUUCAUAUCAGGCAGACAGGACCUCGAGGAGUCAGAUUAUCUGUCUGUCUCCUUUCCCUCAGCCAUGCUGGCCUUGAGCUUAGGGAUGUGCUUGCAAACCCUUCUCAAGGGUUCUCACAACCCCAAAAUCUCCAAUCCGGCCUUACCUGGGCCUUGUCUUCCAGCUCCCUUCUCUUGUCCUCAGCCUCAUUUCUUAAAAGACUAGGAUUUUUUUUUUUUAAUGGACCAUCCUGGGAGGUUCCUCUCUUCCUCCCACCAGGUUGAGGCAGGCGCAUUGUAUCUGUGGUCCAGGGUAUGGAAUCCCUAGGGGUGGGGGUGGGAACCAGCUCAGGGGCUUCCAUUUGCAAGGGGAAUUAAAGAAAGAAUAUUACUUAA
Molecule: messenger RNA, 2633 nt
Organism: Pipistrellus kuhlii (Kuhl's pipistrelle)
Lineage: Eukaryota; Metazoa; Chordata; Mammalia; Chiroptera; Vespertilionidae
Gene: GGT7
Product: gamma-glutamyltransferase 7
Exons: 15
Coding region: 59-2047 (662 amino acids)
Biological process (GO): glutathione catabolic process
Cellular component (GO): plasma membrane
Molecular function (GO): glutathione gamma-glutamate hydrolase
Source: RefSeq, a predicted model, not a curated record